Molecule: messenger RNA, 5878 nt
Organism: Dinoponera quadriceps
Lineage: Eukaryota; Metazoa; Arthropoda; Insecta; Hymenoptera; Formicidae
Gene: ndl
Product: serine protease nudel
Exons: 24
Coding region: 1-5631 (1876 amino acids)
Biological process (GO): proteolysis
Cellular component (GO): plasma membrane
Molecular function (GO): protein binding; serine-type endopeptidase activity
Source: RefSeq, a predicted model, not a curated record
AUGAUAGCUUCUCAUUCAGUGUAUCUCGAGAGUAAUUCGGAUAAGGUAGGCAUCGAGAAAAUUUCGCAAGUGGCCGAGCAGCCUCGAAUCGAUCAAUCAUGUUGCAUCGUGUUGUCGGAUUUGAAAAAUACAGAGUCCGACAAAUCGAACGCAAAGUCGGCGAACGCACGUGACUGUUCGAACUUUUGUGGACGUUACAAACGUAUUCUUCUGAUCGGAGCAGCUUUGUUAAUCGCGUGGGAUUUAAUGAGAAUUAUGCUCGCUGUCACGUUGUUACUAUCCGAUGUUCAGGAUACUUCAGAUCGCGUUAGGCAAGGCUAUUUCUUCGGUAAAACAUCGUUGUCGGAAGUAACGAUCGAUGGAAAGUCAUCCGAUUGGGCGAAGCUCGCGAGUGGAGGAACACGAAGCACAAAAGAGACGCGCAGCAAGCGAGAGAUAUCGAGGAAUGAGCAAGGAAUGUGCGAUGUGAGCGCGGAGCGCUGCGAGGUGCUGUUGCGAUCGAUGCACAAGUACCUCGAGACUCUCAAGAGUGACUUCUCUGACAAAGGCUCUGACGUGACCGUGUUCGAGGAUAUUCUGAAAUGUCUGUAUUGCAGGAAAGCGAGCAAACUCGUGACGAACGAGAAAUAUCUGCCGUACGACCAUAUCAGUCAUUCGCAGGAUUCAUCCGCCGUUACCGGAUUUUUCGCUAACACAGAAGCGGAGGAGGACGUUCGCGGCUCUGCCGAUCGGCCGGAAAAAAUGAAUUUAACCGUCGCAUCGCUCGAUCGUACAAGCUCGGAUGGAGCUUCACUUAUCACGUACGAGAUAAAUGAUAUCAAUGGCACUGAUAAACAGCCGAACGGUUCGAUCGACUCGCACGUGGCGAAAAUCCAAAGUGAUGUUUCCAUCAUGUCGGAAGAAGUCGACAAUCGUGCGGCGAAAAUUUCCCGGAGCAAUGCCGCUUCGUCAAACGACGCGACCGAAGGAAGCGCAACAACGGCUAGCUGGGUGAAAACAAAGGAGAAGUCCACCGACGUGACAGGAAUCGACGGCGGCCCGGCGCAUCCUUCGUUUGAGGGACGUCCGGAAAAUCGGUCGACCACCGCAGCGAUCGAUUCGGCCAGGAUUCAGGACGACCGUUUCGCAAAGGGCAACGCCGAGAGGCGGACCGGGAAGAACGCAGAAGGCGCUCAGCGGAUGACGUCCACGACGUGGCCGCAUUUGGUUUGCUUCUACCCCGUCUUCAACAAGCAACUAGGAUCCACAUUUUAUCCGGGCUCAUCCGAUUUCAGCUCUUCGCAAAAUCAUGAGUUCGGACAGAGUUUCUUUCCGCUAGGUUUCUACUCCCCGAUAUCAAAUAACGAACAAGCGCGAGCCCAGCCGACAGGUGUCGGUCCUACGGUGACCUUGCCGCCGAUGUUCUCGCUUAACCAGCAGCAACCGACUUGGUUCAGCGAGCGGUACUUUUGCACUUACAUAUCGGUACCAACCUUCCCGCAGACUCCCAACACUUUAUCGCACUUUGUUCGUUCCUCAUCCGGCGAGGUGAAAGAACCGUCCGAGUCGUACAGUCCGGAACAUUUCGGAGUGUGUCCGUUGAAUUCUCAUCGUUGCGCUGGCACUGGGCGUUGCAUUUUAAAAGUCAAAUGGUGCGACGGUCGUGCGGAUUGCUCCGACGCCAGCGACGAAACCAUGUGCUCUUGCAGAGAUCGGAUAUCUCGAGAUCGACUUUGCGAUGGUUACUUUGAUUGUCCACACGGAGAGGACGAGCUCGGCUGUUUCAAUUGCCCUGACGAUUCUUUCAGCUGUGACGACUGGGACCGGCGUCACAACAGUGACAAUUGCGUGCCGCUUUCCCAACGUUGCGACGGAAUGGAACAAUGUCAAAACGGAAAGGACGAGCUGGAUUGCAAUAUACUCUCGACGUCGUAUAUAGAUAGGAAAGAUAUAUUUACGAUCGGCUACACAGAGGGAUAUCUUCAUAAGAAUGUGCGAGGGCGGUGGUACCCCGUGUGCUCGAGCGAACCUUCUUGGGCGAUGGACGCCUGCGCGUCAGAAACCGGCCAACCCGCAACAGAAACGCCGAAAAUAGAAAUGGUCCGUCCGUUUGCAAACGACUUCCCAGGUCCUUACUUGAACAGAUCCGACGGACAGAUGCAACUCGUGCACUCGUGUUCGGAUUUAGCGGUGUUUGUCAAGUGCCCGCCAUUGCUCUGCGGCACCAGAGUCUCUCAGAACUCCCUCCUGGCUUCCACCACUCCUUCCGACACAACAGAAAGUAGCUAUGUGAGACGUGCGGAGUCCGAUCUUGAGGAGGUUUAUUUGGAAACGCUCAAACUGUUGGACGAAAAAUAUUCGGACGUCGAACGGAGCAAGGAGGAUGGCAACGUCGACACGCUAGUCGAGCCGCAAGUGGGGGUGGUCGGUGGUCGAGCGAGUCAACCGAAAGCUUGGCCUUUCCUGGUCGCAAUUUACAAGGACGGUGAUUUCCAUUGCGGCGGUGUCAUUCUUACCGAAGUCUGGAUACUCACCGCGGCUCAUUGCAUGGCCCAGUACGAGAAGCAUUAUUAUGAGGUGCAAGCCGGCACGCUCAGGCGGUUUUCAUUCUCACCGAUGGCUCAGUCAAGGAAAGCGAGAAGCGUGCUGAUACACGCCGACUUUAACGGUAACAACAUGCAAAAUGACAUUGCGCUGAUUAUGCUGGACGAAAGGCUCCUCUUCAAUCGGUGGGUCCGUCAGGCUUGCCUACCAGCGGAAUGGCAACCAACACCGCGAUCCAUGUGCGUCGCUAUCGGAUGGGGCGCUACGAGAGAAUUCGGACCGGAUCUCGACCAGUUGCGAGAAGUGGAAGUACCAAUUUUAUCAUCCUGCAAGCAUACGCUCGAUCGGAACAACGCCACCAUCUGCGCGGGAUAUCCUUACGGUGGUUACGACGCGUGUCAAGGUGAUAGCGGCGGGCCUUUGAUGUGCAGAGAUCCGAAUUCGCAAUGGUACGUGGCGGGUGUGAUCAGCCAUGGCGACGGAUGCGCACGUCCGGACGAGCCCGGCGUUUACACGAAAGUGAGCUACUUUCUGCGCUGGAUUCAGAAGCAAACCGAAGAAUCCCCGAUGCUCUCCAACCAGAGCACACCAUUGGCUAAAUGUCCAGGUUUCAGCUGUCAGGGAAAAUUGGAAAAGUGUUUGCCGAUAGAGAAACGUUGCGAUCGAAUUGUGGAUUGUUUGGAUGCCGAAGAUGAGGUCGAUUGUGUCUGGCAAAUGAUGGACAGUAAUGGGCGGUCAGAUGGCAGCAACGAGUUUGUGGAAAUGGGGGAAAGAUCAGCGGGCCAACGUACCAACGGUACGUAUCAACGCAUAAGCUCUCAAAUGUUCGCACGAAAUAUUUCUGCGACAAAUCGUGCUGCAGAAACAACAACUUCGAAAUCUUCAAACGGAGAGGAAAUUGUGCGGACUGACGAGCCGAACGAAGUUUCAAGUACCGCCGGCGCGACGAUGACAACAAUAUCGAGCGUUAGAUCGACGUUCACGUGCACGAGUCUGAUCCAAACCAUAACGAUCGGCAAGAGAUGCGACAAGCGCUUGGAUUGCGAGGACGGCACCGACGAAGAGGGCUGCACGUGCAAGGACUACCUGUCGAAUUUGCGAGCAACGGCGAUUUGUGACGGCCACUUGGAUUGCGACGACGAGACAGAUGAGAAGAAUUGCGGUAUGUGUAAGGAAGACGAGUUCCGCUGCGGCAGAAGCGGAGUGUGCAUUCCGAUGACGAGGAGGUGCGACAGAAAAUUCGAUUGCGCUCUAAAAGAGGACGAGAUUGAUUGCUUCGUGUUGACCAACGGAGAGUACGUAGAGGUGGACAGCGACGAUCGGCCGGCUUUAAAUGUGAGAGGCUUGCUCGCUAGAUACACAAACGGAACGUGGCGCACGGAAUGCCCUCAAUCAGCGAUACGUGACAAUGAUACUCUAACAACGAGAAUCGGCGAGAAAGUUUGCAGGUAUCUCGGAUUCAGGAGUGUACAGUCGGUGGAGAGAGUCAACGUGAACAGGACCAAGCUGGAAGUUCAGGGUAGGAGUAACAAUGCCAGCACGGAUUACAAAACGGGAGACGGGCCGUGUUCGGCUCUGCGGAUACACUGCAGACCGGUUUUGAGCGGCAGCGUCGACUCACACUUGAUCGCCGAUCCGGACACCGGAAGUCAAACCUACCUGUGGCCGUGGCUGGCCGCCAUCUUGGUGGACGGCCGUUAUCGUUGCCCGGCUUUACUCCUCAAGCCGGACUGGCUCUUGUCCAACUCCGGAUGUACGAGAGAUAUCAGGCUAUCGGUGAAUUACACGACGACCCUAGUUGGCUACAGUCGCUCGUACCUCCACGUCGAUGGACCAUAUCAGCAGAUAUCGGUCGUUGAUGACAUCAAGGAGGUGAAACUUUCAGACGUCUCGUUGCUCCACUUGAAAACCCCGGUGAAACUCACGCGUUACGUAUUGCCGCUGUUUCUACAAGAGAAAAUUUAUCCACCGGGGAAUAAUGAUUCAUGCGUGGCGGUCGGUACUGACGAGGAAUACGCGACACAAUCGGUCUUCCUGCAGCCGAUCCUUGAAGAUUGCGACAAGUGUCACCGUUGCUUCGUCGAAGCUACACGCUCGGAAUGUUCGAACAACAAAACUCGGUCGGAUUGGACUGGCACGGUGGUGUGUCACGGUCAGGAAGGAUGGUAUCCCGCGGCUGUGUUUCACGAGAAGAACGGCCCGUGCAGCUUCCAGAACACGCGAAAUCUCACGAGUAUCGAUUACGUUCAUGCUUACAUUACGCAAAUUUUAGGUAGGUUGCACGGGAAACCGCAGUCGACCGAGGCCGAGGCUACAUGCGACGGUAUUCGAUGCAACAUCGGAUGGUGCGUUUCUUGGGAUCGAGUAUGCGACGGUGUAGCGGACUGCCGAGACGCCGUGGACGAGAUGGACGAGAUGUGUGACAAAGCGCAACGGGUUUACAAUAACGACAUCGAUCGCAAAUGCGCCAAGACCAGAUUGCGAUGCGGAAACGGCGAGUGUAUGCCGAAGAACACUUUCUGCGACGGUAAAGUGGAUUGCUCGGACGGUACGGACGAACCCAUAAGCUGUACUUGCGCGGAAUAUCUUAAACUGACUGCACCGGAAAGGCUGUGCGACGGUGUGCGACAUUGUCUCGAUAAAACUGACGAAUCACCGGACGUGUGUCGUUGCACGGAAACCAGCUUCAAAUGCGACAUAGAAGGAAACUCCACCUGUAUCCCUCAAGAUUUCGUGUGUGACGGCGAUCAGGACUGUCCGAACGGCCGAGACGAGAAGCAAUGCCGAAAGCUGCGCGAAUCUACAGCUGAUAAACCUGGUACGGGAGAAGUGAUGCAACGAUCUUACGGUGUAUGGCAUUCUCAAUGUUUCCCGGUAGUAGUAACGUCAGCGGAGGCAAAUACCGCGUGCAGGGAGAUCGGUUACACCAAUGGCACCAUCGAUCGCGAAGAUCGAGCCUGGAACGAGCCGGUCGUGCCGUCUCGUGAUGACUUUUAUACGAUUCGAGUGAAUCUGGAAACGUGGGUAACCAUGCGUGACGAUAAACCACUUAUAGAUUUAGUCCGACCGGAAGAUCCAUGUUACCGUCUCUUCGUCAAGUGCGCAUGAUGCGUUCAACUUGUUGCGACAAGUUUCUGAGGAUCGCAUAUAAGCAUCAUCAAACCGUACAUUGAAAAGAUGCGCAAGCAGGGAAGUGAAUUACACACACACACACAGUGUACAUACGAAAAAGGGAAAUUUGCAGUGUUCGUUAGAGGAAAUGGGGAUUGAGAGUGGUUAAAAUCACUAUGUGUAUCACAAGUGAAUGUUUGAAGCAGACCGCAUCAGCGGCCACUGAGACCACUGUGCGCUAAAC